Molecule: messenger RNA, 1113 nt
Organism: Oncorhynchus kisutch (coho salmon)
Lineage: Eukaryota; Metazoa; Chordata; Actinopteri; Salmoniformes; Salmonidae
Product: sodium-dependent dopamine transporter
Exons: 7
Coding region: 10-1113 (367 amino acids)
Biological process (GO): nitrogen compound transport; sodium ion transmembrane transport; amino acid transport
Cellular component (GO): plasma membrane
Source: RefSeq, a predicted model, not a curated record
UCUGCAGCCAUGGAGCAGCCCGUGAUGAAAGACAGAUCGCCAGUGGGUCAGAUGUGUUCGGUGGUGGCACCCGCCUCGGCCAAGCAGCCUUCCGCCGCCCCCUCUCCCUCCAACACCAUGGGCCCUAAGGAGGUGGAGCUGAUUCUGGUGAAGGAGCACAACGGUGUCCAGUUCACCACCUCCACGUUGGUCAGCCCCGCUGGGCACCCUCACGGCCACGGCCUUGCUCUGGGCCCCAGUCACGGACACACCCCUGUCCCCGGAGAAGAGAGGGAGACCUGGGGGAAGAAGAUCGACUUUCUCCUGUCUGUGAUAGGGUUCGCUGUGGACCUGGCCAACGUGUGGAGGUUCCCCUAUCUCUGCUAUAAGAACGGAGGAGGAGCGUUCCUAGUGCCCUAUCUGUUCUUCAUGGUGAUAGCAGGCAUGCCUCUGUUCUACAUGGAACUGGCUCUGGGACAGUACAACAGAGAAGGGGCCGCUGGUGUCUGGAAGAUCUGCCCUAUAUUCAAGGGUGUUGGUUUCACAGUGAUCCUGAUCAGUCUGUACGUGGGCUUCUACUACAACGUGAUUAUAGCCUGGGCCCUGUUCUACCUGUUCUCUUCCUUCACCGGAGAGCUGCCCUGGGUCCACUGUAACAACACCUGGAACAGCCCCAACUGCUCGGACCUCUGGGCCUUCAACAACUCCCUCAACGACACACACAAGUCCACCCCCGCAGCCGAGUACUUUGAGCGUGGGGUGCUCCACCUACAGGACAGUGAGGGUAUAGCUGACCUGGGUCUGCCUCGUUGGCAGCUGACAUCCUGCCUUGCUGUGGUCAUCGUGGUUCUGUACUUCAGCCUCUGGAAGGGGGUCAAGACCUCAGGGAAGGUUGUGUGGAUCACAGCCACCAUGCCCUACGUGGUCCUGACGGUCCUGCUGCUGCGUGGGGUCACCCUCCCUGGAGCCAUGGAUGGCAUUAAGGCCUACCUCAGCGUCGACUUCCUACGACUCUGUGAGCCUCAGGUCUGGAUAGACGCUGCCACUCAGAUCUGCUUCUCUUUGGGAGUCGGGUUUGGUGUGCUAAUAGCGUUCUCCAGCUAUAACAAAUUCAGCAACAACUGCUAUAGGUAA